Molecule: messenger RNA, 1613 nt
Organism: Larimichthys crocea (large yellow croaker)
Lineage: Eukaryota; Metazoa; Chordata; Actinopteri; Sciaenidae
Gene: tusc2b
Product: tumor suppressor 2, mitochondrial calcium regulator b
Exons: 4
Coding region: 340-675 (111 amino acids)
Biological process (GO): regulation of mitochondrial membrane potential; inflammatory response
Cellular component (GO): mitochondrion
Source: RefSeq, a predicted model, not a curated record
CCCCUCCUGUCCACGUGUUGGCGCUCGCGCGCUCAUGUCCCCACGAGCCGUUAGAGACACAGUGACGUCAGUCAUCAUAAACAGCUAGCGGAGCUGCUUCUGUGUUUCAUGAGCUCUCUCUCUCUCUCUCUUUUUUUUUUGCUGGCACAGAUUUAUAUCAGCCAAAAACCACCGAGACAAAUCCGUCAAAGAACAUUUCAAUACCUGCGAAUACACCAAAAAAAAACCCCACACUGUAGGUUUCGUCUCCUCAAGGUCAACAUUGUGUCUGGUACGGUGACGCUGUAGCACUCACUGGCAGUCCUGUGACCCCGAGAAAAUAAUGUGCUGCAGCUGAAGAUGGGUGGCAGCGGCUCCAAAUCCAAAGGAUUUUGGCCUUUUUCUGGCUCAGGUAGCACGGACGAUCCGACCAAAGAUGGAAAUGAACAGUCGAUGGCAAGAGUUCGAAGUUUCGCGAGCGCAACGCCUUUUGUGUUUACUAGACGAAGCUCUUUGUACCUCGAUGAAGAUGGCGACCUCGCCCAUGAGUUCUAUGAAGAAACAAUUGUGACAAAAAAUGGCCGUAAAAAAGCCAAGCUGAAGAGGAUUCAUAAAAACCUAACACCUCAGGGAAUUAUAAAGCUGGACCACCCUUGCAUCCAUGUAGAUUUCCCAGUUGUCCUCUGUGAAGCUUGAUGAUGUCUGAGGAGCGUCUCGGACUUCCACUGUGUCAACUCCGUCCCGUGGUUUCCCCUACAGCUGGAAGCCUGAGCCACCUUUUAAAAUAACAUGAUCUCUCGAUAUAUUUGAUGCCCUUUAUGUGGACAGGCUGAUGCGAUGUGUGCUGAGCCUCUGCAUGUGAUCUGUUUUUGGCUUGUGUGCAAGUAGACACAGAAUAGGUCACCGGUGGAGAUGAAGGGUGCCAAGUUGGCGAGGGGGAAAAAGAAAAAAAAAACUACUCAGUUUACAGAUCAUGGUUUGUAUGCAUGUAUGUGUGAAUGUGUGUGCAGACAUGGGAUGAAAUGUGACAGAUGAGUGCAGAGUCCUGAAUUUACUGCUGCAGGUUGUUUUCUGGUAUGACUGAUCGAACCUCGAGGAGUUUAAUGUGACCAGUUCUUCGCUCUGUCACGGUCAUAUCUAGAGCAGGAAAGUUUAAGCGCACACUUUGAGUUUUUGACACCAUCAUGAAUUGCUUUAUUAUGCAUGGAACAGGAUCUGCUUAUUGGUAACAGCCUAGGGAGUUGACAAUCACUGGCCCACAAAAUCUAAAGUGGAUUAAUGUCAUAUAUAAUGUUGGAUGGACUGGCUUCAAUGACCUCAGAGCCACACAUGUACACAGUGAGCAGCAGUGAGUCCAGUAAGAGAUCCUGUUGGUUCCUUUGCUGCUUUGGCAUAUUAUGUUUCACUUUUAAUUUAUUAUAACUGUUUUUUAAUUACAAUUUGAAAUGCUAAACUGUGUCACAGUAAAUUUUUUUUUAUACCUACAUAUAGUUGAAAUGUAUAUUAAAGUUUACUCAUUCACUUCAUAAAGGAGAAAAAAAAAUCAUGGAUAUAUUUUAUCGUCAUUGCCUAUAAAAUUGUGAAAAUAGGAUAAAGAGUAAAGGCUGUAGCUACCUGAGGCCAAUGAGAUCAUA